CUGGCAGACAUGACUCAGGGAUAAACCUUUAAAUAGCCCGGACGCUCCCUUGCUUUGCGCAUGCGUACUCAAACAAAUCCAUUACCAUGUCAAACCACAGAAAUGAAACGUUUCUCUGAAAACUACCCGAUAAAGUGAACUGAACGAGCAGUUUGGAUCACUGGAGAGUCGCUUAGGGGCUUGUUAAACAGCAACAACAUGUUUGGUAAAAAGAAGAGAGCACCGCAGCCCAAAGGCCAGGGUGCUGCUGCAGCCAAGCAGAUGGGUCUGUUCGUAGACCUGGACCCUGAGGAGAUGAUGAUGGGUAUGGAGGGGAAUCUGGACGACCCGGACUUGGAGGCUGAACUUGCUGCUAUCACUGGAAAUAAAGCUGCUGCAGGAGGAAGAGCCAAGCAGAAGGGGAAAAGUCCGCUGCCCAUGGAAGACAUCACAAGAAUGGCUGACGAGUGUAUGAGAGAUGUGGAUGAGGAUGAAGAUGACAGUAACCUGGAAGAUGAUGAAGAUCUAUUGGCAGAGCUACAGGAAGUGGUGGGUGAGGGGGAGGCUGAGGAUGCCGUAGCUGUUUCCUCCACAUCCUCUGCCACUGCAGAAUCUUCUCAAGCUGAAACGCCAGAGUCCCCACCGCCGCAGCAGCAGGAAGUAAAGGUCUCCUCAGCUGCGCCCGGCAGCCUCCAACACACCCUGGAGGAGAGAGCAGCCAUGUACAAGACGGCCUUACAAAACGCCAAGACUGCAGGGGAGACCUCCAAAGCCAGGAGAUAUGAUCGCGGCCUGAAGACUCUGCAGUCAAUGUUAGCUGCUGCGAAAAAAGGGAGACCAGUGAAUGAGGCAGAGAUCCCUCCUCCUGUUGCCACUGGAGCCCCGAGUGCAGCCUCUAAGCCGGCUGUUCCCCGACGACCUGCUCCCCCUGUACCCUCACCUCCUGAAUCCACUCCUUCCGAUCAGCAGGGGGAAUCGGAGGCCACAACGCCGCCGCCUGCUGUACCAGACAUCGUCACCCCCAGCAGCGAAGAAGAGCAGUCGUCCUCCGCCACCCUGCCCACUCUGAGCAGCGUCCCAUCACCAGAGGAGCCGACAGAGGAACCCGCCGACCAGUCUCGGACCAUUCAGACAUCGAGCGAGGCGACCAAGACGAUGCUUUUGGAGAGGCAGAAAGAAUACAAGAUGGCAGCUCUGAGAGCCAAGAAGCAGGGAGACGUGGAGCAAGCUAGGCUUUACUUCAAGACCAGCAAGAGUUUCGAUGCAGUGAUGGAGGCGUUGGAGAAAGGACAAGCAGUCGACCUGAGUGGCCUUCCUCCAUCUCCAGGGCACGGUGCAGAAGGAAGCUCUGCUCCAGUGAAGGAACCUUCCUCCGGGCAAAAGAUAGAAGUCACCCAUGCGGUUGCAGCAGCUCCAGCCCCUGCCCCCCCAUCAGCCCCUGCAGCUCCCAAAGACGUGCUGGAGGCUCUCGAGCAGAGACGAGCCAAGUAUGUGGAGGCGUCCAAUCAGGCCAAAGCCAGUGGAGACGACCGCAAGGCCCGAAUGCACGACCGUAUCGCCAAGCAAUACCAGAGUGCCAUCCGAGCUCACAAAGCAGGAAAAGCAGUCAACUUUGAGGAGCUGCCGGUUCCCCCUGGUUUUCCUCCAAUCCCGGGCCAGAAGGCAACAGGAGCAGAGCAGGGAUUCGUUGCUGCUCUGGAGGCAGCCGAUAAGCUUGCCUCCACUGAUGCUGCCGUAAUAGCAGAUGAAGAAGAUGAGGAGGAGGAGGAGGAGGAGUCUAAGUCAGCUGUUCCAGAAGUGCCAAAGAAGCCCACGUUGGACGUCCCCACCGCCGGUCAGGGAAGGAAAAGGACUCCAUCAGCUUCUCCUGAAAGAACAGCCGCCAGGGAAGGACUCUCACCAACAGGUCAGUCCCCAAAAGCGGUUCAGCAGCUGGAGUUCCUGGAGGGCAGGAAGAAGCAGUACUUGAAGGCGGCUCUGCAGGCCAAGCAGAAGACCGACAUGGAGCAGGCCAAGAUUUUCCUCCGCACCGCCAAGAGCUUCGACCCCAUAAUCGAGGCAGCGCGCAGUGGCAAAACUGUGGAUAUCAGCACGGUGCCGUCGCCACCUGGUGACGAAGACGACGACUUCAUCCUGGUUCAUCACAGCGACGUGCAGAUCUCAGAGAAAGCAGAGCAGGUUUACACACAACUGGCCAAGAUCCUCAAAGAGCAGCGUGAGAAAUGUAUGACUUACUCCAAGCAAUUCACACACCUGGGGAACGUCACCGAAACAACAAAGUUUGAGAAGAUGGCGGAGAGUUGUAAGAAGAGUCUGGAGGUCCUGAAGCUGGCUCAGUCCAGAGGUCUGCCUCCUCCUAAACAUCACUUUGAGGAGAGAUCGUUUCACACCGUCAGGAUAUUUCCAGAGCUGAGCAGCACUGACAUGGUUGUUAUUAUAGUCAAAGGGAUGAAUCUUCCUGCUCCUAGUGGAAUCCAAGCAAACGAUCUGGAUGCCUACGUUAAGUUUGACUUCCCCUACCCCAGCACGGAGCAGCCGCAGAAACACAAAACAGCUGUCAUCAAGAACACUAACUCCCCAGAAUAUAACCAGAGCUUCACCCUGUCAAUCAACCGUAACCACCGCGGCUUCAGGAGGGUGGUGACGUCCAAAGGCAUCAAACUGGAGCUGCUGCACAAAGGCGGUUUCUUGCGGAGCGACAAGCCGAUCGGGACGGCCCUCGUAAAGCUGGACAAACUGGAGUCACAGAGCGAAGUCAGAGAGAUCGUAGAGGUGAUGGACGGUCGUAAGGCCACAGGAGGUCGUGUUGAAGUGAAGAUCCGGCUUCGGGAGCCUCUGAGCGGACAGGACAUGCAGACGAGCACUGAGCGCUGGUUGGUGAUCGACCAGUCACAGGUUCUUGUUUAGAUGCUGCUGCAAGAUUAAAGAUGAUUCACAAGAUAAAGAUUAAAAGCACUUAAUCAAAAAUACUCGGAGGAGGAGGAGGAGGAGGAGAGAGGACGGAGUUUGGGAUGUUGUGAUGAGGACGGUCUGUCAUUCAGACUGGACUCAGACCUACACGGGUCUUUGACUUGUUCAAACUUUUGCACAUUUGCAAGACACACGAGCUCCCUUUCACACUGCAGUCCACCAGGAGGAGACGUGGAGCUAGUUUACGGUAGGUCAGCUGGUCUCUGGCUCGGUGACAUGAACCUCGUGUCUGUCUUCAGUCUGAGCAACAGCUAGCCAACGAUGACACCAGCUGAUCGAGCAAAAGGUUGUUCUCUGUUUGUCAUCAUCACUGGUGGAUCACACAGAUUGUUCGCCGGGUGAAUGCAGAUAUACUGUAAGAUCGUGAUGCAUCAGGCAGACGAGGUGAAGGCUCCUUGUGAGAUUCAAAUCAGAGAAAACUAGCAGCGAUCACAGUUGCCCAAAAAAGUCUCCUCGUGCAUCACUCCAUCUCCUGGAUGUGUCCUCUGCUAAUGUUGAAGGGGCUCGGUGUCGAGCUAACCUGAUCCUGCUGCCCGACAUGACUCUAGUUAAUAUAAUAUAUCAAAGAAUGUGUACAUAUUCCUCAUAUAUAUACAGCUCUGGUAUCUAGAACUGCACCUAUGCACUAAUACCAAAGUAAUCACUAUUGCUGUAAAAUCCUGCAUAUUUGAAAUCGCCUUUAGCUGCUAAACCUGCUGCGAUGACACGAGAGCUUAAUAUGUGACGGGACAUUUACGGGCUGUUUUUAUUAUUUUUCCACACAAUUCAUCUGGUUUUCAGUGUGAGAACGCAGGCAGAUGCAGCACCCUCAUAGAUGUUUUACAGGAGCAAGCCAAGAAAUUAUGAUACUAUACAAGGUACGAUUAUAUAAUUGUUUUGAAGGCCACACUCCCUUUUUUUGGCACCUUUCACUUUGAAGUCCUCUAACUGUGGUCACUAAACUGCACUCACUUAUUUGUGGCUUUUGGUGUGUUAGAUUUAUAUUUGUCUUGUUUACACUCAAUAGCAUAUCAGCUGAGCUUGGCUGAUCUAUAAUUGUAUAACAAAAAUGUAAGAGUUUCAGUCUAAAAAGCUAAAUAUUCAUUUUAUUUCAAGGCAAACACCCAUUGUUACACAGAUGAUGAGGUGGUUAAAAAGUAAUUUUUAAGUAAACAUCAGUGGACGACUAAACUUUAAUAGCAUCCUGUACAUAUUUUAGUUAAAGGAAUAUUUUGUCCUUUUGGGAAAUACGUUUAUUUUUGCUUUCCUGCAGAGAGUUAGAUGAGAAGAUCGAUACCACUCGUGUCUGUGUGUUUAAACAUGAAGCUAGAAACAGGACGCAAUUAGCUUAGCUUAGCAUAAAUACUAGAAGCAGGGGGAAACAGCUUGCCUGGCUCUCUCCAAAGUUAAAAAAUACACCUACCAACACCUCUAAAGCUCACUAAUUAACACGUUCUGUCUCAUUUGUUUAUUCUCUACACGAACAGAAAUGUAAAAAGCGACAAUUUGUGGUUUCAGAGGGAGUCAAGUGCUGUAAAUAUUUCUUGGCGACUAGCGGCCAGGAGCAGUGACUUCCUGGAGUCUCUGCUGGUUUUGUGGCAACCCCACGGUGACAACAAGACUCCAGUUUUAUGAGCUUUAGAGGUGCUGGCAGGUGUAUUAUUUUUAACUUUGGACAGAGCCAGGCUAGCUGUUUCCCCCUGCUUCCAGUCUUUAUGCUAAGCUAAGCUAAUCGCCUCCUGAUAGCAUAUUUAACACACAAACGAGAGUGGUAAAGAUCUUAUCAUCGAACUCCCCACAAGAAAGCAAAUAAGUGUAUUUCCCAAAAUGUCGAACUAUUCCUUUAAAUGAGUGGCACUACCUUUUACAACUAUGCAGCAGAUACUGAAUAUUUGGAUGAAUCCUUCUUCUUUUUUUUUUAAAAAGCCAGUUCACCCAAAUUACAGAAGGCUUUAUAUUUUCUUACUUACCUGUUACGGCAUCAGCUGUUCAAAGUUUUAAAAAACAUUUAAAAUUUUCAAGAACAAUAAUGAAUCUCAACUUUAAGCUAACAUGGAAAAGACGUCCUUAAAGUGUUUCCAAGACAACAGCUACUAAAUGAUUAUUCUAAAUGAAUUAUGGUGAGACUGUUAACGUGUCUCUUCACAAACAACAUCCCAUGUAAGUAGUUUCAUUGGAACAACUUUCUACCAAAGAUUUAAAAGAGUAACCAGAACGAAAGAAAUAAAGGUGAGAUCAUUUCUUUUGUAGUAAUUUGAGUGAACUGGCCCUUUUUUAAAGUUUCAACUGCAGCAUUGUAAUAAAUGCUACACAAGAAGCCAUAACAAACACACUGAGCCAACUACAUAAGUACCAUUUUCCAACAGGUUUACCUCGACACAUUAUUUAGUUGCCAGACGUUUCUGUGGUCACAAAAUUUCUGUUUUCAACAUCAUGAAUCAAUGUAACGGACAAAUGAUUUAUUAUAGACAAACGUACUGUUACCCAUCAUUCUGUCCUCUGUUAAAACGUUUUGAUCACCUAUUUGUUUACAAAGAUGAAUGAUGUCACAUUGUUUAUUUACAAAAUGCUACAAAAAUGUCUAAAACAGAUUCAAGGCUAUAUUUUGUUUUAAAUUGUGGACUGAAUUCGCCUAACCUGCUUAAAAAUGUACCAAUUAAAAAUACCUUGUUUUAAA
Messenger RNA from Siniperca chuatsi (mandarin fish), 5605 nucleotides. It is a transcript of the gene cc2d1b, whose product is annotated as coiled-coil and C2 domain containing 1B. Gene Ontology annotation, molecular function: DNA-binding transcription repressor activity, RNA polymerase II-specific; RNA polymerase II cis-regulatory region sequence-specific DNA binding. Gene Ontology annotation, cellular component: nucleus. NCBI's taxonomy places the organism in Eukaryota, Metazoa, Chordata, Actinopteri, Centrarchiformes, Sinipercidae. Gene Ontology annotation, biological process: regulation of transcription by RNA polymerase II. The coding region runs from base 199 to 2886 and encodes 895 amino acids. The transcript is spliced from 26 exons. The record is from RefSeq and is a predicted model, not a curated record.